Messenger RNA from Lachnellula hyalina, 984 nucleotides. RefSeq names its product Glucose-induced degradation protein 4-like protein (gene Gid4). The annotation marks the transcript as partial. NCBI's taxonomy places the organism in Eukaryota, Fungi, Ascomycota, Leotiomycetes, Helotiales, Lachnaceae. The record is from RefSeq and is a predicted model, not a curated record. The transcript is spliced from 4 exons. Gene Ontology annotation, cellular component: GID complex; extrinsic component of membrane. Gene Ontology annotation, biological process: protein targeting to vacuole; protein catabolic process in the vacuole; negative regulation of gluconeogenesis.
CCUCGCCUGCGCGGGCGCAGACCCACCCCCAUGCCCACCCCUUCGAGCGACGAGAGCAUCGUUGCAGCCCCCUCCUCGCACUCCUCAUGUCCACCCGACGAUGACAGAUCCAGCUGGAGGAGCCUAGAGAUGGACGAUACCCACGAUGAGGCCAUUGAAACAUCUCCCGAAAUCCUCCAGCAGCCCACACCUCCACCGUCAGACUCGCGAGUGACUGGGUCAACGGAUACCCGCGUCGCCGAUCCGCAAGACAUCAAACGAAUGGACAUUGAUGAGGAGAUUGCGCCGAGGGAUAUGCUGUCCCCGAUAAGUGCCGAGGGUGAUAAACAGGAAGAGACUGGUCUGCCUGCGUUGCCCGUUACGGAUCUAUGUUCACCAUCCAUGGGAUACGAAUUCUCAAACGUUCGACUUUUACCUUCCUCUCCCUCGUCAUAUCUACGCGCCGGAAGUAAAUUCCGGGGAACACAGCAAUCAGAACGCCAAGUCUACGAAGUCCAAGUCGAGAUAAAACAUGUAGAUAUGCGAGAAUCAUUUCUCUGUGGAUACUUGCGCAUUCAAGGGUUGACAGAAGACCACCCAACACUAACCACCUACUUCGAGGGGGAGAUCAUAGGAUCGAAGUACACAUUCCUCACCCAACACCAAGACUGGGGCUCAAAUGAUAAGGUGGAUUUACAACACUGGGCCAAAUUCGCCGCUUUCAGGCCAUUUCAAAAAGCGGCCAGAAAGGGGCACUUUCAUAUACCGAAUUUGGCGCAAAGAGAUAAUAUUUUCAUGAGAUGGAAAGAACAUUUCUUGGUUCCGGAUCAUAGGGUUCGAACGAUUAGCGGGGCGAGUUUUGAGGGGUUCUAUUAUAUCUGCUUCAAUCAGAUUCAUGGGACCGUGAGUGGGAUAUAUUUCCACGCGAAGAGUGAGAAAUUCCAACAACUAGAGCUAAAGCAUGUCGAGGAUCGAGGAUGCUUUGCAGCAAUGGAGUUUCGAUGA